AUGCCGGGCAUAGAUCGAAGCAUCAUAACCCACAAGCUUGCAGUCGACCCCAGCGGAAAACCAAUGCAUCAACGAAAAAGGUAUAUGUCGGCAGAACGAAGAGAGUUCGUGAAAAUGGAGGUGACCGCGUUGCUCCACGUAGGGCACAUCAAGGAGAUUUACUACCCACAGUGCCUGAGCAACGUAGUCUUGGCUCCCAAAGGAUCAACGUGGAGGAUGUGCAUGGACUACAUGGACCUCAAUAGGGCAUGCCCUAUGGACCGUUUUCCACUACCCAAUAUAGAUCAAUUGGUGGAUGAGACGGCAGGAUGUGAACUUAUGAGCUUCAUGGACGCCUUCCGUGGGUACCAUCAGAUAUCCAUGCAUGAGGAGGACGCUGAUAAGACCGCCUUCACCACUCCCGAGGAGAUAUUCCGCUACUUGGUCAUGCCAUUCAGAUUGAAGAAUGUCGGGGCCACAUACACUCGCAUGGUGGCAAAGCUGUUCAAGACGGUAUUGGGACGAAACAUGGAAGCAUACGUGGACGACAUGAUCGUCAAAAGUCGCAAGGCCACCUCCCAUGUCGAGGAUCUCAGCGAGGUAUUUUCCAUUAUGAAGAAAUUUAAUUUGCGCUUGAACCCAAAAAAAUGCACCUUCGCCAUUGAUGGGGGCAAAUUUUUGGGCUUCAUGGUCACUAGGAACGACAUCGAGCCGAACCCAGAAAAGGGUGCGAUUAUCUCCGUACUGGUCAAAGAAGAAGGAGGGACUCAGCGUCCCAUCUACUACAUAAGUAAAGCCCUACACAACGCGGAGCUCCAGUACAGUGUGUUGGAGAAAACAGUAUUUGCCAUAGUCACUUCAUCAAAAAGGUUGGCUCACUACUUCCAAGCUCACCCCAUCCAUGUACUCUCACAUCAGCCGUUGGGGAGUUUCCUCCGGAAUACUAACAGCUCCGCCAGGAUGGCACGGUGGGCCAUGCACCUCAGUCAGUUUGACAUAGACUUCAAACCGAGGCCUGCCGUCAAAGGCCAAGCUCUUGCAGACUUUAUAGUGGAGUGCAUAGCUUGGGAAGUGACGGACCAGGUAGAAACUAAAGAUGGAGGGUGGUGGACUUUGUCCACAGACGGUUCUUCCAACAACAAAGGUUGCGACAGCGGCGUAAUGCUCGUCACUCCGGAGGGAUUCCGCGUCUACUAUGCCAUCCGAUUCCACUUCAAGUUAUCUAACAAUGAGGCGGAGUAUGAGGCCCUCCUCAAUGGGCUGCGGUUGGCGGCAGGACUACGAGCUGAAAAGGUCCGAAUUCGAUGCGAUUCCAAGCUGGUAGUCAGCCAGGUGUCUGGGGAGUAUGAAGCCAACGAAGGAAGCAUGCAGAAAUACAGAGACGCGGUGCUGAGAACAUUGCGCGAGUUUGAGGGAUAUGAAAUACACCAGGUACCAAGAGAGCAGAACGCCGACGCCGACAUGCUCUCAAAACUAAGUACCGGAGUCCCCAGCCACAUUAGGAAGAUCGCUCGGCUAGAAAACCUCAAGACUUCAAGUAUUGACGUUUCGUGGGUCUUCCCUGUGCAGACUAGGGAGCCAUGUUGGAUUGAUCAUAUCAAGCGAUACAAGGCAGAUGGCGCCUUACCACAAGAUGAGGCAGACGCAAAGGUAACAAAGUUACGGGCAACCAGCUACGUCGUCUCGGGCGAUAAGCUAUACAAACGCUCCUACAACGGCACGUUACUGAGGUGUCUAUACCUAGAUGAAGCCAAGUUGGUGAUGAAAGAAGUCCACGAGGGGGUAUGCUCCGCGCACCAAGGGGUGUACACCAUUGCACGGCGCAUCAUGUUACUAGGGACUGCGCCAAGUAUACAAAGCGAUGUCCCAAGUGCCAAGAAUUCCAGGCACUACCAGGUAAUCACAGACAAUGGUCGUCAGUUCGAGGCAUGUGAAUUUUCAGAAUUCUUAGCAGGAUGGGGCGUUAAGCAUAGCCGGGUGGCGGUAUCUUAUCCUCAGGCGAACGGGCAAGUGGAGAAUGCGAACAGAACCAUCCUCGACGGCCUCAAGAAAAAGCUAGAAGUAGCCGGCGGAGCUUGGGUGGAGGAACUCGACGGCAUCCUCUGGGCCUAUCGCACAACACCAAGAAGGGAUACCGAAGAAACCCCGUUUGCACUCGCCUAUGGAUUCGAAGCUCGGGCCCUAGUGGAAGUAAUCAUACCUAGUAGAAGGGUGGAGGAGUUCGAGUCAGAACAAAAUGAACUCUACCAAAGGGUGGAUCUGAACUUCUUAGAUGAAAAUAGAGAAGCGGCAUUCUGCAAAAUGGAGAACUACAGUCGUCAGCAAAAGUCCUACCACGACGCAAAAGUUCGACCCCGGUAUUUCCAAGUCGGCGACCUUGUGUUGCGAAGAAGGGAAGCUAGCCAACCCCUGGAAGGGGGAAAAUUCGCAAAGAAAUGGGAUGGGCCUUAUGCCGUGGAAGAGGUCGUUCGCCUAGGAACAUACAAGUUAAAAACGACAAGGGGAAGGAUGAUCGAUCGGGUAUGGAACUCGGAACAUUUGAUCAAGUAUUUCCUUAAAUAUCCUGUAGUGGUAAUCAUUGGAACUAGUACUUGGUAA
Messenger RNA from Ipomoea nil (Japanese morning glory), 2577 nucleotides. RefSeq lists its product as uncharacterized. Lineage: Eukaryota; Viridiplantae; Streptophyta; Magnoliopsida; Solanales; Convolvulaceae. Gene Ontology annotation, molecular function: nucleic acid binding; RNA-DNA hybrid ribonuclease activity. The transcript is spliced from 3 exons. The coding region runs from base 1 to 2577 and encodes 858 amino acids. Gene Ontology annotation, biological process: DNA integration. The record is from RefSeq and is a predicted model, not a curated record.